Molecule: messenger RNA, 2036 nt
Organism: Aspergillus ibericus CBS 121593
Lineage: Eukaryota; Fungi; Ascomycota; Eurotiomycetes; Eurotiales; Aspergillaceae
Product: putative translation elongation factor EF-1 subunit
Exons: 5
Coding region: 211-1950 (579 amino acids)
Biological process (GO): translation
Molecular function (GO): GTPase activity; GTP binding
Source: RefSeq, a predicted model, not a curated record
CACUCACUGUGUCUGCUAACCUCACUCACCUUUGCAUUCCCGAUUCACUCGCUUCGGGGACUCUACAGGGCUAAGACUUAUUCUGUCGUCUGCAUCAGCCUUCUAAUCUCCGUUCCAUCCGACCUACUCCAAUUCCUCGUCAGAGCUGACUCCCGAAAAACCCCUCCCUCCCUUCCAACCUGCCCCGCUCCGUCAACAACACAAGCCACCAUGUCGCGCCAUCGCGUUAAAGCUGUGAGCUACGACGAAGACGACUUCGAUGACGGUUACGAUUCCCCUGAUCCUGAGGAGCAGGAGUUCCUUCAACAGUGUACCACGGAGGUGCUCAACCAGCUGCGCGCGGGGGAGCCUUCCGUUACUGCGACUCGCGAUGAGGUUCAAGAAGCAUUAUGGCACUAUUAUAAUGAUGUGGAGAAGUCGGUGAAUUACUUGAGGAACAAGAAGACGAAGGAAACCAAGAAGAAGCAGCCGGUUCCGGCUCCGGCUCCGGCUGCAAAGGCGAAAGCAAGCACAGGCCCAAGCCCCGACGAUGUUGUCUUGAAUGCUCAGAGCUCUGCAAAAGGCUUCAAAUCGAAACAAUCUGCUUCCAAGUCAGGUGACAAGAAAUCCCAGGCUGGUUUGACUGAAGGCCUGAACAACCUGAGUGUGGAGGAGAAGGUGAAUGUCAAGAGCAAGAACCUUGAUGUGCUGUCUGAGUACCAGAAAUCGCAACGGAAGAAGGCCAUGAACUUUGCCGUUAUCGGCCACGUUGAUGCAGGGAAAAGCACGUUGAUGGGACGCCUGUUGGCUGACCUUAAAGCUAUCGACCAGCGUACCCUGGACAAGUAUCGCACAGAAGCAGAAAAAAUCGGGAAAGGAUCAUUUGCCCUCGCGUGGGUAUUGGACCAAGGCUCCGAAGAGAGAGCGCGAGGUGUUACUAUUGACAUUGCAACGAACAAGUUCGAGACGGAAAAUACGGUGUUUACGAUCGUGGAUGCUCCAGGCCAUCGGGACUUUGUGCCCAACAUGAUUGCCGGCGCCAGCCAGGCCGAUUUCGCCGUCCUCGUCAUUGAUUCCGGCACCGGCAAUUUCGAGUCGGGCCUCAAAGGUCAAACAAAGGAGCAUGCUCUGCUGGUGCGGAGUAUGGGUGUUCAGAGGAUCAUCAUUGCUGUGAACAAGAUGGACUCGGUCCAAUGGGCCCAAGAUCGCUUUGAUGAGAUCGAACAACAGGUGUCCUCUUUCCUGACGACUGCUGGGUUCCAAGCCAAGAACAUCGCCUUUGUGCCGUGCUCGGGAAUUAGCGGCGAUAAUGUCACCAGACGGAGCGAAGACCCGAAUGUCUCAUGGUACAAGGGUCGUACGUUGAUCGAGGAGCUUGAGGCCACCGAGCCGUACUCGCACGCCGUGGACAAGCCACUUCGGAUGACCAUCGGAGAUGUCUUCCGGGGAAGCGUCCAGAAUCCUCUGUCGAUUUCCGGCCGCAUGGAUGCCGGCAGUCUACAGGUCGGCGAUCAGAUACUCACCAUGCCCAGUGGCGAAAAGGCCACGAUACGCAGCUUGGAAGUGGACGGGGAGCCUAGCGACUGGGCCGUGGCGGGUCAGAACGUGACGCUGAACUUGGUGAAUAUUGACCCGAUCCACCUCCGGUCUGGCGAUGUCAUCUGCCGCGCCUCGGCGCCCAUUGCCAACGUUACGUCGUUUACGUGCAAAGUGCUGGCCUUUGACCAUCUGCUGCCUAGCAUGGUGGAUAUUCACCGUGGACGCCUGCAUGUACCCGGCCGGAUCAGUCAGCUGGUUGCCACCUUGGACAAAGUGACUGGGGCGAGCAUCAAGAAGAAGCCCAAGAUUGUUGCACCCGGCACGGUGGCACGGAUAGUAGUGGAGAUGGACCAGGCUGUGCCCCUGGAAGCGCCUACACGCAUUGUACUACGGGCUGGAGGUGAAACUGUUGCCGCUGGGUUGCUAGAGUAGAUGGCCAGACAUUGAUGCUGACAGGCUGUUGUGCAUAUAUAUAUCCCUUUCAUGCCAGUCUAGAUGUUAACGAAACUGUGUCUUGC